This is a messenger RNA of Vigna umbellata (rice bean), 2535 nucleotides long. Lineage: Eukaryota; Viridiplantae; Streptophyta; Magnoliopsida; Fabales; Fabaceae. The record is from RefSeq and is a predicted model, not a curated record.
UACCACAUUCCCUAAUAUGUUGUUGAUACAAUUAACUACAAGGAUCUCCACUCUUACCAACACCACAUUCCUCCUGACUCUUGCUCCACUCAGUCUCGUUCCAAUUCGUUACCUUACCCUCACUUGGAAAUGGCAGAAGGAACCCUCGCCUCUGUUUUCGAUCAUUCAACACCAAAAACUGAGCUAUACGACGUUAAAAAUGUUGCACCUAUGGUGUCUUCUUACAAUCAGCGCAUACGUCCGAUCCUUGACGCUCUUGAGAACCUGAGGCGGCUAAACAUCACCAAAGAAGGGAUACAGCUUCCAGCCAUAGUGGUAGUUGGUGACCAAUCUUCUGGAAAGUCCAGUGUCUUAGAAUCUCUGGCUGGAAUCAACUUGCCCCGUGGACAAGGUAUCUGCACAAGGGUACCCUUGGUCAUGAGGCUCCAAAACCACUCACAUCCCAAACCAGAGUUGGAGCUGGAGUAUAAUGACAAACAUGUGCCCACGGAUGAGGCUCACGUCUCUGAAGCCAUUUGUGCUGCGACAGAUGAACUUGCCGGCUAUGGGAAAGGAAUUUCGAACACCCCAUUAACUCUUAUCGUGAAGAAGAAUGGUGCUCCUGAUCUCACCAUGAUCGAUCUUCCCGGCAUUACGCGAGUGGCUGUUCAAGGUCAACCUUUGGAUAUAUAUGACCAGGUUGUCAAUAUUAUUAUGGAGUAUAUAAAGCCUGAGGAGAGCAUUAUUCUCAAUGUUUUAUCUGCCACUGCUGAUUUCUCUACCUAUGAGUCCAUUAGGAUGUCGCAGACUGUUGACAAAACGGGAGCGAGGACUCUUGCUGUUGUCACAAAAGUUGAUAAAUCCCCGGAGGGACUGCCUGAGAAGGUAAAUGCUGAUGAUGUGAACAUCGGUCUUGGCUAUGUGUGUGUAAGAAAUCGCAUUGGAGAUGAGUCCUACGAAGAAGCUCGUGAAGAAGAAGCCAAACUAUUCAAGACACACAAGCUUUUGUCCAACAUUGACAAGUCCAUUGUUGGUAUUCCGGUUUUGGCAGAGAAGUUGGUUCAGCUUCAAGCGGCUAGUAUUUCCAAAAUAUUGCCUGAGAUUGUUAAGAAGAUCAAUGACAAACUUGAUUCUCAGCUUUCCAAGCUGGAAAAAUUUCCCAGAAAACUCACCUCCUCGGUUGAUGUUAUGUCUGCAUUCAUGGAUGUCAUUGGGUUGACAAGAGAGUCCCUAUGCAAGAUUCUUCUGAAGGGAGAAUUUGACAAGUACCCUGAUGACAAACAAAUGCAUUGCACUGCUCGCCUGAUUGAAAUGCUGGAUCAGUACUCUAAUGAUCUCCGCCAGGGUUCUGAUAGUGCUGAUGAGAAGUUUUUGAUGGAAGAAAUUAAGGUGCUAGAAGAAACCAAGCGGAUUGGACUUCCAAACUUCAUGCCACGCACUGUUUUUCUUACACGUUUACACAGUAAAGUGGAAUCCAUUUCAAGCAUACCAAUUAAGUUCAUUGACAAGGUGUGGGACUAUCUUGAAGAUGUGGGGGUAACUAUCCUGAAACAUCACUCAGAACAUUAUCACCAACUUCAGACAUCUUUAAGACUUGCUUGGCAGAAGCUCAUUGCUAAGAUGAGGGAAAAUUCUAUGAAAUAUAUGCAGGAGGUUGUAGAAAUGGAGAAGCUAACCGAUUACUCUUGCAAUCCUGAAUACACAAUUGAGUAUAAUAAACUGAUUGCCAGCCAGAAUUAUUUGGUGGAAAGAGUUCAAGCAAGUUCUUCCCAGACAUUUCCUAAGUGUUCUUCUCAGAUAGUUAUUAAUGGUUCAGUUCGUAAGUGUUUUUCUCAGAUAGAUAUUAAUGGUUUUGGGAGUGUUCCGGUUAGUCAUCUGACCCUGUACACAACUUUACUUCCGCAAGCUUUUGAGUUGAAAGUGAGACUAACAGCAUACUGGAAGAUUGUGCUUCAGAGGCUUAUAGACAACACUGCACUGCAUUUGCAAUUCAGCAUUUUCAACCUUUUAAGGAAGGAUCUAGGGUAUGAGGUUUUGAAUGAUAUGGUGUCUCCUAGUGGAGGUGGAAUAGAGAGAUUGUUUGAGGAAACUCCUUCAGUUGCUGUGAAGCGGGACGAUCUCAAUAGGAGCAUUAAGACUCUUAAGGAAAGUAAGGAAGUGGUGGCUAGCAUAAUUGACAAAAUUUCUACCUAUGGUAAUUAAAAUUAAGAAUGUCUUUUUUGAUGUUCGUGACCAUGUUAAUGUUGCAUCUAAGGUUUUAGAGCAAAGUGUCCGUUAAGUGUUAGUAUAAUUAGAUAUAUGGUUUUUAGGUUGCUGUGUUCUCUAGGUUUAGCUUGGUGUGUGUUGUAGUUGUAUAACUCGUAGUGUGUGAUUUGGCUCCCACGUUAGUUAUUCUUUUUCUUGUUGUCUUAUGAUCAAGGCACUGAGUUAGGUUCACAAUGAUGGGUUGACGUUUUAUCCUUGUUUCUUGAAUACCCUAAAGUGCUUUCCUGCAAAAUGACUGAUUUGAAUGUUGCAUUGUUUUGUUCUUUCUGUUUGUCUUCCAAGAAUAUCCGU